CUUUGCUCAUGACAAGACUCAAUCGUCCAAUCCUGAAUAGAUACUUGAGAUGGCUUAUCAUUCCUUCUGGAUUGGGGUGUCAAUAUUUGUAGUUCUGUUCACUGUGGGUUUAUCUGCAAAUACAUGGAGCUUCUCAAUUUUAGGAUAUGAGCCCAGUGAUCAUCCUCAUUCAGAGGACAGUUUGUUACGACUGUUCCAAGCAUGGCAAACUAGGCAUGGGAAACUGUACAACAGUUUAGAUGAGACAGCCAAGAGACUGAACAUCUUUAAGAGGAAUGUGGAGUAUAUUCAUCAUCAUAACAGAAACACUAGUGCUGGUCACUGGUUGGGUUUGAACAAAUUUGCAGACCUAACAAAUGAAGAAUUCAAGGCUCUGUUUUCAAAGAAGAAAACUAAUCCAAAGAGAAGAUCUUUGGGUGCAAUGAUAAAGAAAGCUGAGUCAUGCAAGAUCCCUGCCUCUCUUGAUUGGAGGGAAAAGGGGGCUGUCACUGGAGUCAAGGAUCAAGGGAACUGUGGGAGUUGCUGGUCUUUCUCAACAACAGGGGCAAUUGAGGGUGUGAAUGCCAUAUCUACAGGGAAGCUUGUAAGCUUGUCUGAGCAGGAGUUGGUGGACUGUGAUUCAACCAACUAUGGAUGUGAUGGAGGCUCUAUGGACUAUGCAUUCCAGUGGGUCAUUCAAAAUAAAGGGAUUGACACAGAGUCAAGUUAUCCCUACACAGGGACAGAUGGUAGUUGCAACAUUAAGAAGGAAGCAAAGAAAGUAGUAGCAAUCGACAGCUACACCGACGUGGCAGAAUCUGAUUCGGCACUGCUCUGUGCGGCCGCCAAACAACCAAUCAGCGUUGGCAUUGACGGUUCGGCGUGGGAUUUUCAACUCUACUCUGGGGGAAUAUACGACGGAGACUGUUCCAGCGACCCAAACGACAUUGAUCAUGCAGUGCUGAUUGUGGGCUAUGCCUCCCAAGAUGGGGAAGACUACUGGAUAGUGAAGAAUUCGUGGGGUACAGACUGGGGAAUAGAGGGAUAUUCCUACAUUAGAAGAAACACAAAUAAAACAUAUGGUGUCUGCGCGAUUAAUGCAAUGGCCUCGCAUCCUAAUAAGAGCGCAACAGUAUUACGCCCAAGCCGUCUGAUAGGGCCGACAUCGAAAUUGUGAAAGUUCAGUAAGAAAUUUCAUGGAGCGAAGUAUAUUUAGUGUUGCUCCUCACAAACUAAGUGUUAUUUUACGAAAUUCGAUAUUGUAAUCCAUUCUAUUAAGAAUGAUUAAGGUUAAUCUUGUUUUGAAUAUGUUA
Messenger RNA from Cryptomeria japonica (Japanese cedar), 1292 nucleotides. RefSeq names its product ervatamin-B. Gene Ontology annotation, molecular function: cysteine-type endopeptidase activity. Gene Ontology annotation, cellular component: lysosome. The coding region runs from base 50 to 1156 and encodes 368 amino acids. The transcript has 4 exons. The record is from RefSeq and is a predicted model, not a curated record. NCBI's taxonomy places the organism in Eukaryota, Viridiplantae, Streptophyta, Pinopsida, Cupressales, Cupressaceae.